GGCGGUGAUUGGCCGCGGGGCCUGCCCGUCAGCGCCCGCGCCGUUCCGGGUGUCGGUGCGGCGGCGGGCGCAGCAUGAGGCGGGUGACGCUGUUCGUCAACGGCAGCGCCCGCAACGGCAAGGUGGUGGCUGUGUAUGGGACUCUCUCAGAUUUGCUGUCUGUGGCCAGCAGCAAGCUCGGGAUCAAAGCCACCAGCGUUUACAACGGGAAAGGGGGGCUCAUCGAUGAUAUUGCUUUGAUCAGGGAUGAUGAUGUUCUGUUUGUCUGUGAAGGGGAGCCCUUCAUUGACCCUCAGACUGACAGCAGAGCUCAGGAGGAGCUGACAGGGUCCCACACGGACUGGCUGACCCUCAAUGUGGGGGGCAGAUAUUUCACCACCACCAGGAGCACUUUGGUUAACAAAGAACCUGACAGCAUGUUGGCACACAUGUUCAAAGACAAAGAUGCUUGGGGGAAUAAGCAAGAUCCUAGAGGAGCUUUCCUCAUUGACCGCAGUCCCGAGUAUUUUGAGCCCAUUUUGAACUAUUUGCGUCACGGACAGCUCAUUGUAAAUGAUGGCAUUAAUUUGCUAGGGGUUCUGGAAGAGGCCAGGUUUUUUGGGAUCGACUCCCUCAUUGAACACCUGGAAAUUGCCAUUAAGAACUCGCAGCCAGCCGAGGAUCACUCUCCCAUCUCUCGAAAGGAAUUUGUCCGGUUCCUGCUGGCAACACCCACCAAGUCUGAGCUGCGCUGCCAGGGUCUGAAUUUCAGUGGAGCCGACCUUUCCCGCCUGGACCUGCGCUACAUCAACUUUAAGAUGGCAAAUCUGAGCCGCUGCAACCUGGCCCACGCCAAUCUGUGCUGUGCCAACCUGGAGAGAGCUGACCUCUCUGGAUCCGUGCUGGAUUGUGCAAACCUGCAGGGGGUGAAGAUGUUGUGUUCCAACGCAGAGGGAGCGUCCUUGAAGGGCUGCAACUUUGAAGACCCAUCGGGCCUUAAAGCUAAUUUGGAAGGUGCCAACCUGAAGGGUGUGGACAUGGAGGGCAGCCAGAUGACCGGGAUCAACCUGCGAGUGGCCACGCUGAAGAACGCCAAACUCAAGAACUGCAACCUGAGAGGAGCCACGCUGGCAGGGACUGACCUGGAGAAUUGUGAUCUGUCAGGUUGUGACCUACAAGAAGCGAAUUUGAGGGGCUCUAACGUGAAAGGAGCCAUCUUUGAGGAGAUGCUGACGCCCCUGCACAUGUCCCAGAGUGUCAGAUAGGGGCCAGAGCGCGCUGAAGAGGAAGGAACCCAAACACCCAUCGUGACUUUCUUCACCUCCUCCCCUUCCUGAGUUCAAGUCAUGGUUAUUAGCCACCUUACAUUUGCAGUAGUGCCUAGGUAAACUCUUUUUUGAUCACUUUUGGGGAGGGAAUUUUUGUUUUCAGGGGUACCAACAGAGAGUUUGUACCUCUGUGAGCAGAGUGAGGAAGUGAGCUGGUGCUGAAACCAGAGCGUGGCUGGUUCUGGGAGGGGGGAAGGGGUUCAGUGGUUUCAUUGUUUAGCAUUGCCUCACUUUGGAACGCAUUUUAAUUUAUAAAGCACAAUAUAUGCAAUUCUAUUUAUUGAAUCUGUAGCUGCAAUAUGAAUAGAAGAGGUUACUCCUGUACAGUAGCAACCAAGUGGAGGUUUACAGGUGUAUUUGCAGUCUGUGGCCGUGCCAGGGCGGGCUCAGAGUCCCCAGGGGUGCUCAGGUCUCUGCUGGGGUGGAAGCUGCUGGGAAAUGAGCUAUCUUUAAUUAAUCCUCUCCAAACGAGUGUGGAGGUGCAGUCAGUCACAGCUGGUGAAUAAAAAUCCUGUUUUUAGAGUCCUGCAGCUGGAGCUCUGCAGUUUCACCCUCUGAGUGAGUGCAGGGCAGAGAGGAGAGCACAGAGCUGGCACCAAAGAGAGAGAGAGGCAGGGGGGCUCAGCAGUGACCCUGCCCUGUGUCCCCUCCGUGUACUAUGCAAAAAGACUCCUGAAACCUCCCUGGGCAUCGUCCUUGGCCCAGCUGGACCUUCCUGGUCCUUUUGGGCUGUAAAAGUGUCUCACCUGUGGCCAGGUGCCCUCUGUGCCCGCUGUGCCCGUGCAGGGAGCAGCUGCAGCUGCUUUUGUGUGGGAAUUGUGCAGGGCAGAGGCCUCAGCACCCCUGGGUGUGGAUAAGGAGCUGCUUCCCUGCAGGACCCACGGAGUUCUCAGCUCACACCACCUUUAUUUUAACACAAUCAAAGAGCACAUGAAGAAACUAUACCAAAAAAUUAAAAUAGAAAAGAAAAAAGGUGCAUCAAGAACUUACCUCAGAUGCUUAAACCACCCCAAAGUUAAAACUAACCUUGAAUUUAAGGAAAUCAAGCUGUUACUGUAGAAAUACAAAGGAGGAAUAAGAACCAGUGGACCCCCCUGGAGUUCCACAGUUCUUCUCAGGGGGCUGCGUCUCCCUUGCAGUGCAAUUUCUGUUCUGUAGUCUCAGUUGUUGUUACAAAAAUGCUGCUUUGCCACCGGAACGGGGGAGCAGUGCAGGCUGGGGAUCAAGAGAGCUGCAGGAUUCUCCCUCCUUUCCAAGCUGGAUUGACUCAGGCAGGCGACAGGAACUUGCCAGGUUCAAAAUCCCAGAGCUGCGAAGGUCAGAACUGGGAUUAUUUCCUGCAGAUCCCUCUGGAUCAGGCUCUAGGACAACACCAGAUCCUUGGAGAAAUGACCUGUAGAUCGCAGGGAAAUGUUGCAGUGUGAUUUGGAGUCCUUUCUCCCACCUCAUGCUUUCAGUGGGAACCUUGUGUCUGUUUGCAGUAGGAGAAGAUUCCUAGGGCUAGAGAAACAAAUGAAUUAUUUUUCUUUAUCAUAUUUUGUAGCUGGCAGAAGUAAAACUAUUGUAUGGAAUAUAUCUAUAUAUAUAUCUAUAUAUAUCUAUUUUCAUAAUCACUGUGUAUAAAAUCUCUCUGAACUUUCACUGGAGCACUAUGGAAUAAUCACAGCAUGUGGCACCAUCAUUCACAGCUGGAUUUUGGGGACCUCUUCUGCCAGGACUGAGCUGUGUCAGGAGCCCUGUGCAGAAUUUGCAGGUUCCAGCUAAUUUAAGUUGCAUUAAUAAAAAAGUGUGAAAGAGAAAAGCGGCUUG
This is a messenger RNA of Prinia subflava (tawny-flanked prinia), 3116 nucleotides long. RefSeq names its product potassium channel tetramerization domain containing 9 (gene KCTD9). The transcript is spliced from 12 exons. The record is from RefSeq and is a predicted model, not a curated record. Gene Ontology annotation, biological process: intracellular signal transduction; protein homooligomerization. Lineage: Eukaryota; Metazoa; Chordata; Aves; Passeriformes; Cisticolidae. Gene Ontology annotation, molecular function: protein binding. The coding region runs from base 75 to 1244 and encodes 389 amino acids.